This is a messenger RNA of Strongylus vulgaris, 465 nucleotides long. NCBI's taxonomy places the organism in Eukaryota, Metazoa, Nematoda, Chromadorea, Rhabditida, Strongylidae. The record is from the annotation of a GenBank genome assembly.
GAACCCAGCGUGAUGUUUCCUGUAAUGGACGAAUCUGAGCGUGAUUUUCUUCGAGCUGCCGUUCGACUCACCUAUUCCACUGAUGACGAAGACAGUGCCUCAACCCCAUCGCCAUCAUUCGGUCAUCCUUCAUUUGCCUACAAUCCCGGUAUGGGACGAUAUGUAGAAAAACUCUCACCUCAAUCACCAACUACCGAUAGCGGCAGGCCAAAUAGUGACGAUGAAGAUAGAAGGACACACCCUUGUUCGACUAAAUCUUUGGACGAUGGCUUCUUCGACUCGAGCUUCCAAAGGAAAGAUGAAGAUACCCCGUCGGAAGCACUAACAUCCGUGUCAAAUCUGCAGAAAAUCAACGAUAAUAUUCCUGAAGAAGAAGCUCGUGACAAUCAUUUGAGCAUUUUGGAGAAGAACGCUCGUGUAAUGAGAUGGAUUCAUGGAUGCGCUGUGGCUCCCACAACGCCAUAG